Camellia sinensis is the source of this 474-nucleotide messenger RNA. The record is from RefSeq and is a predicted model, not a curated record. NCBI's taxonomy places the organism in Eukaryota, Viridiplantae, Streptophyta, Magnoliopsida, Ericales, Theaceae.
AUGGCCAUUGUUCUCUUCUCCAUGGGAGGCAAGGCAUUCUAUUUUGGAAAACCAAAUGUUGACUCAGUUGUAGACCGCUUUCUGAACCAAAAUGCGCAGCCAAGUGAAGGCGUCUCCAGCAAUGCCUCGCAGCACGACGAUGCCACUGUGCACCAACUCAACCAACAAUUCCAUCAACUGAUCAAGCGAUUGAAAGCCGAGAAAAAGGAAGAGAAAAUUGUUCAAAACAUGAGUAACAAAAACUAUGGCUUGCUAAGUUGUAGGUUUGAUGCAUAUGUUAAUCAGCUUGACUUGCAACAGCUUGAACAAUUAAAAAGGUCUAUGGUGGAGCUUAAAAAAAAUGUGGUUCAGAGAGUUGAUGAAUUGAAUUUGAAGGGUUCUUCCAAGCAUGCACAAGAAGAAGAGCAAGUGGAAAACACUGAAAUAAAUGACAAUGAUGUUUCUGCUAUUCCCCAUGAUUGGUUAAGGUUGUGA